CUAAAGAUUACCGUAAGCAUUUUGGAAAUCUGGUAGUCUGGUACAGCUUGUUUUGGUUAAUGUGGUAACCUGACGGAGUAAAUAAAGAUGAUUACAUUAGUAAAAGAAAAUUAAAAAAAAAAAAAAUACGAAUUUUGUAUUAAUCUCUUCACCGAGAGAGAUAAGUCUGGAUGCCGAAAGAAUGAAUUCCUUCUACGCCGUUACAAAAACACAGAGAAGAAGCUAAGAAGAAGAGAGCGGAGGAUGAAACAGCUCGUCUGUAUCAGGAACCGUUUCGAGGAGAUGGUGCACCUAAUACUUUCGUUCGAGGUGGUACAAUCAAUCCCAAUGAUAAGCCCCAAGCCUGAUUCUCAAGGUGAAACGUCCAGAGAUGGGGCUUCCAUUUCAAAGAAGGGGAGUAGGUAAGACUGGAUUGCUUUUGACUAAUCAAUCUCAUCGUAGAGUAGAUGGAGAUGGAGACGAAAACGCGACAAAAGACAUUCUGGUUUUGUUGCUUUCAUGAACAGAGCCAAUGGGCAAACUGCAAAGGAUGAAAUGCAAGGGAUCAUUGUGUAUGAGUAUGAGCUGAAAAUUGGGUGGGGUAAAGCGGGUUGUCUGCCAUCACAAGCACUACCAGCUGCACCUCCUGGCCAUAUGGCUAUCCGGAAUAAGGAGGUUCUUACCCCAAAUGUUCCGGAUAUCACUGUUGUUUUUCCAGAGGACGAGCACCUCAAACAUAUUAUUGAUGCAAUGGCCCUUAAUGUACUGGACGGUGGAUGCGCUUUUGAACACUCUAUUAUGGAGAGGGGACGUGGGAAUCCACUUUUUAACUUCUUGUUUGAGCUGGGAUCGAAGGAGCAUACCUACUAUGUCUGGAGGCUCUAUUCCUUCGCUCAGGGUGAUACCCUUCAAAGAUGGAGAACAGAGCCGUAUAUCAUGAUAGCUGGAAGUGGAAGAUGGAUUCCGCCACCACUGCCUGCACCUAGGAGCCCAGAGCAUGGAAAAGAGACUACAGGCACUUAUGCAGCACGGAAAAUUAGGCGGAUGGAAGCCGAACAAACUCUAACCGAUCCUCAAAGCGAUGAAUCCGAGGACAUGUUGCGUGCUCUAACUUUAGAACGGAGUCAAAUCAAAGAAGCUAUGGGGUUUGCUUUGGAUAACGCAGAUGCAGCUGGAGAGCCGGAGCUAAAAGCCUUUGAGAAAAAGGAGAAACAUGACCUCAUUUUGCCAACUUCCAGAUGGGCGAGAGAGGAUAAUGAAACUGAUGAUGAACAAAAAAAGAGCUACUCGUCUGGUAGGGACAAUGCUGGUGGAAUUACUUUCAAGACCGAUGAAGAAGAUCUCAAGGAUGAUCCAAGUGUUCGUGUCCAGCCUGAAAAUGGAAUCGACGAGGAGCAAAGACAAAAUCUUAGACGGAUAGAGGUUGAUUUGAUAGAAUAUAGAGAAUCUCUGGAGGAACAGGGGAUGAAAAACUCUGAGGAGAUAGAAAGAAAAGUCGCAAUCCACCGAAAGAGGCUUGAAGCUGAUGGCUUAUCAGGAAAUCAGAGAGUAUUACUGGAGAAAAGGGAGAGGCGUGAAGAUUCUAGAGAUUCAUCUAGAAAGAGUUACCGAAGUGAGAGCCAGGGUCGAAGCCAAAGUCCGCCACAGAAAUCAACCAGAGAAAGGGUAAAAGAUCAUGACUUGGACAAAGACAGACACAGAGACAGAGAUAGGCAACAACAUGAUUUGAACAAGGACCGAGAACGAAGAACAAAGAGCUCAAGUCAUGAGAGAGAUGAUCAUGAUAGAAGCAGAGAACGACAUAGAGAUUGGCGCAGACGAGGCAUGAGAUGAGAUGAUUGUUUGUUUCGUCUCUGCAGGACACGUGAUAUGUUAUUUCUAUGAAGAUUUUUGUCUCAUACUUGAGUGAGUCUGGAAAAAUAUCUAAGAAACACAAUUGUAUUUUGUGUGUUUACAGUCCCGUUUUCAUAGUUCCAUUUGAGAACCACAUAUGCUGAGCACUAGCAGACGGUGAUGAUUG
Molecule: messenger RNA, 1999 nt
Organism: Camelina sativa (false flax)
Lineage: Eukaryota; Viridiplantae; Streptophyta; Magnoliopsida; Brassicales; Brassicaceae
Product: protein RRC1-like
Biological process (GO): RNA processing
Cellular component (GO): nucleus
Molecular function (GO): RNA binding
Source: RefSeq, a predicted model, not a curated record